Dacryopinax primogenitus is the source of this 717-nucleotide messenger RNA. RefSeq lists its product as uncharacterized. The transcript has 3 exons. Bases 1 to 717 code for a protein of 238 amino acids. The record is from RefSeq and is a predicted model, not a curated record. Lineage: Eukaryota; Fungi; Basidiomycota; Dacrymycetes; Dacrymycetales; Dacrymycetaceae.
AUGCAUGUUGAGGCCAAGAUAAUGCAUUGUGAUCAUUCAUGCAAGGAGGCCAUCCGGUGGUACAACUUAGCCAUCAAUGCACUGCAGCAUAUUGAGCCGCAACUGGUGUGGGUACAGUCAGACACCAAUGUGGACUCCCCCAUCUGGUAUACCCUCUGGUUCAAUACUACUGGAGCACCACCACCCAAAUGGUUCAUCAACCCCAACAUACAUCAUGGGAUCAACAUGAUGCUGCAGCAUGAUCAAUGUGAGGAAGAGGAGGUGUGGCUGGCAGCUGUGUGGAUUCAAAGAGUGGUUGAGCAUGCAGUAUGCACCUACAGGUCUGAGGAAUCCUCAGGUGCUCAACUCGGUAUUGUGCAGGUACUUUGCAAGUAUCUUGAUCUACACAGACACCUUCAACCCCUGCUGCAGCAGCCUGUGGAUGUGCAGCUACUGUCAACUGCAUGCAACAUUGUGGACCACUCACUAGGUGCAGUGCGUGUCCCUGCUCCACAGCAUGGUCCCAGGGGGCUGCAUAAUAUUGAGGAACCCGAUGAAGAGGCAAACAUGGUGGAAUUUUUUGAUGACUUGGUGGCUGAUGGGGUGGCUGCCAGUGCAACACAGGAUGAAGACAUAUCCACACAUGAUUCAGACAGUGAGGUGGAGGCGGAACUCUUAGAAGGUCAUGCUAGCAGGAACUCAACAGCUUCCAGUGACAGCAGUGAUAGCUGUGACUGA